Penaeus vannamei (Pacific white shrimp) is the source of this 1722-nucleotide messenger RNA. NCBI's taxonomy places the organism in Eukaryota, Metazoa, Arthropoda, Malacostraca, Decapoda, Penaeidae. The record is from RefSeq and is a predicted model, not a curated record.
AUGGUGGGCAGAUUUGGUGUGGUGGCUGCAACGGGUGUCUCCGGGACGACUGGUGGUUAUAACGGUCACUGGCCGCGCGCCACACUGGGCCUUCGUCAUGCGCGCACGCUCUUCGCCGAAUUGGGUUCUGCCUUCGCGCCCUAUCUGGCGCAACAGACGGCGUGGACAUGGGCCUUCGUCAAAGGUGGUCACACCAUCUACGAAUCACUUUUGAAAGGGAACCGAAAUACUGAGGUUAUACUUCUUUUUCAGAUCACACUGGCUUUUCGAGAUGUUAACGACAGUAUCUAUGCUGAAGGCACUAUAAGCCUAUCGGCAGAGCCUUUGCCUACAAUAAAAACCGUCACAGACAAAGAACGCUGGCACUACUGCCACCUGCACGCUGCCAUGGGCGGACUUUGCGACGAGCACACUCCGGACCCGCUGCCGCCGCCCCCGCCGCCUACCCUCCCGCGCCAAUCCGCCCUCGCCCAUGUGCCCGUCGUGGUCACAGCCGGGGCCCGGCACCAGUACCUCUACCACACCCUCAAUGCCCUCCUCACUGCCCCAGGGGCACAACGUAACAACGUCCUCGUCGUGCUUGGGGACGCACCACAGCCUACCACGCAACUGCUACGUCUCAUCAACGUCAACUUCACCAAAGUUCCUGUUCACGGGGAAGGCAACCUCAAGCUCUUCCGUUACUACCGUAGCGUCUUCCAACUGGUGGCUCGCACCUUUCCCGACGCCCCUGCAGUCAUUUUCCUGGACGAGGACGUCGAGGUCUCCCCAGACUUCUUCUCCUACAUGAGCCAGACUCUGUGGCUGCUCCGCGAGGACCCCACACUCUACUGCAUCAACACCUACUCCUUCCUGCUAACCACAGACAAUGGUCGUAGUGCGAGCCUUGUUAGAAGGGGCGAAACUCAAGUCAUGUGGGGAUAUGCGGUCACGACAAACUUCAUAAACGAAUCAUUACACAUGUGGCCCGAGUCUGGCGAAAAUGAGGAUAUUCUGACGUACGAUUACUGGUUAUAUGAAUACGCGAGGAGGAAUAGGGAAUGCAUUUACCCAGAAAUUAGCCGCAUCCGACAUUUCGGUCUAGGCACCAACACGAAUCCCCUGCAACAUGAGUAUGACGCCUGGCGAAGGCCUUUCCUUACAGCAUCGGGCGUUGUCUUGUUCAACACAAAUGAAAUAUCAAAUCCAGGUUUCGAACGCAAAUUCUCACAAAAAAUAAAAAAUGCUCGAGUCUUAGGCAAAACCAACCCGUGUGGGCCUGGUUUUCCUCCGCUUAGUGGGAAGGUUAAUACUCACUACGUGAUGUUCUUUGCAAUGGAAUACAAAGAGGAUAUCAGCAGUUGGAACCUGAUUGGUUCCUGUGCAGGACUUCCUUAUACAUCUGAACAGAGCCAUCAUGACGGUGUUUUUUGGGCAGCGUAUCAUCCUGCUUCGCAAACUCAAGGCUACCUUGAUAACACACAUGGACUUAAUUACUUUACGCCAACAAGACAAGACUCCCAUUCCCAAAAGCACCAGAUCACAGUGUUCUUCAUUGGUGUUCCUUUCUCUAAAUAUUCCUUUCUUAAACCAGAGGAAGCUUUUUUGUUCAACGGAACGGCGAUGAACCAUUCAAAAAUACAGUAUUUCAGAGCCAAGCAGUUACAACCACCAGAAAUACUUAUGAUCAAUUCAACAUAUUUUACUUUUGAAAGAUUAAUAUCAUCGUUCUUUAUACGGUAG